GCUACCCAGCCUUGCCCAGCUCAGCACCCGCGGCACCCACCAUGGCUCUGCGCCUCCUCCUGCCGCUGCUUCUGCUGGCUGCCACCCUCCUCAUCGCCCAGGCUCAAGGCAUCGGCAGCCCGGCCUCGGACUGCUGCCUGAAGCACAGCCGGAAAGCCAUCCCCAGCAACUGGGUGAAGUCCUACAGGCUCCAGGGACCGGAGUCGGGAUGUAUGCUGCGUGCUGUAGUGUUAACCACCAAGAAGAACAAGAAAAUCUGCGCCUCUCCUGCCGACCCUGCCAUCCAGCAGCUGAUGCAGAACCUGGACAAAGGCAAGAAGGACAAGAAGAAGGGACAGUCCCCACGUACCGGGGGCAGACCCAAGCGGCAGAAGCAGCAGCGGGUCUGAGUCAGGCCUGAAGAGGACGGAUGCCUUCCCCAACGAUGACUGACCCACCGCCCGGCAAUGGACACCCACAGACCACUUGCCCGCCCGCCGGCCCUGUGCCUGCCGCAGAGAUCCCCCCCAGCCGGGACUCCCUGCACCGGCUGGGUGCUCUCGGUGGCAGGGUGCACCCAGGUCCUUGCUUGCCCCACCACCAUGGUGGGGGACCGGGACCUGCGUGGGAGCUGAGCCAUGGCCCCAAGGGGGAAGUGGGCAGCCUUCCCAACAGAGGGGAUUUCUGUAGCCUGGCAGGGUGGCAGCUUUUCCUAUGACUUUAUUUUGUUGUUGUUGGUUUUUUUUUUUUUUUUUUUUUUUUUUUUUUUUUUUUUUUUAUAUAUACAUUUGUAUUUAUAUUUAAAGACUGUGCUUUCAUUCAGUCUUCCUGGAAGGCUCUACUUCUGGCUUCUUGUGCUUCACAGAGUACCCUUUAUGCUGCAGGCUGGCUUUUCUGGAAGAUUGCUCUUAUUUUUCUACCAGACAAAUGACGGGUGUGUUUCAUUUCCCUCUCACCUGUUUGCUCCUUUUUGGGUUGCAGGACUGUGGGGUGCCACGCAGGUCCCGUGUCCCUGUGGUCCUGCCUGGGCUGCUUGCCGGGUGCUUUCUCGCAGAGCCAUUAAUAGUGGCUGAGAUGGAGAGUUUAGGGGCAGUGGGGAUGACAGUGUGGCUCUAUGUCUGGCCUCUUCUAGACUUUCCCUUCGGCUUUUAUAGUGUGCUGUUGCAGUGUAGUUUAGAGGAAGAUAGUCACGAUUUGUCCCUUUGAUUUUUAUUUUUUUUUUUUUUUUAGGUACAAAAUUGCAAUGAAAUCAGAACAAAUUGUUCAUUUUAUUGAAAUUUUACCCUUUUAUCUCCCCUGAUUUUGCUGUUGUCAGAGAUUCAGACAUUAUUAAGCCAAAUGCUUAUUUUUCCUGAAAAAAAAAAAAAAAAAAAAAAAAAAAGAAACUCUCAUAUACUUUCUUCUCAAGUCUGAAAAGCCCACAUGGUGAAAACUGCAUGUGAGGCUGUGCAGGUGGGGGAAUUGAAGACUUUGCAAAAUUCAUUGCAGACACGCUGCAGCCGUUUGAGAGCAGCUCUAUCCCAAACCUUCAGUAAAAUGAGAAGUCACUAACCCAAGGACACCAUGAGACUGCAAGUAGAGGGAGGACAGACCGUGGGGAUAGGGCUGGUGGGAAAAUGGCAUCUCCCCUGUGCUUGCAAACCCCUUCCGGCAUGCCAAGAAGGAGCAAGUUGAAAGGCUGUGCCGCAGCUGCAGUGCUAUCUGCUCUCAGAGACUUCAGACAUGAACUUUGGUCAGUAAAGGUCUAUUAAGUCAUAUAAUUGCAAUAAUAGGAUUUGCAGGGCUUAACAGUAUCAGCAAAGGCUGUGGGCUGGCUGGAACAAAGCUUGUAGCUGAGUGUUUCUAUCAAGCACAUUUAUCUGGCUUGAUUGCUUAUUAGGUGGUCAUUUAGGUCUAUUAUUUUAAGGCUGUGUAAAGAAACUGUGAAGUCCAAGAUACCGGCCCUGAGCACGGGACGGGCUCUGAGCUGGCUCUGUGCUGCCCUCCCCUCCACGUGGGAGCAAGCAGCUGUCUGCCAGACUGGCUUUUGGACAGGAUGCAAGGCAAUAAAAUAUAUCCUUUACAAUCAAA
Tyto alba (common barn owl) is the source of this 2049-nucleotide messenger RNA. RefSeq names its product C-C motif chemokine ligand 21 (gene CCL21). Gene Ontology annotation, molecular function: chemokine activity; CCR chemokine receptor binding. The coding region runs from base 42 to 389 and encodes 115 amino acids. Gene Ontology annotation, cellular component: extracellular region. NCBI's taxonomy places the organism in Eukaryota, Metazoa, Chordata, Aves, Strigiformes, Tytonidae. The record is from RefSeq and is a predicted model, not a curated record. Gene Ontology annotation, biological process: positive regulation of ERK1 and ERK2 cascade; inflammatory response; positive regulation of GTPase activity. The transcript has 4 exons.